AAAAAGCUAUGGCGGCGUACUCGAAUGCUUACCAGGAAACUUUGGUUCGAAAUUGAAACCCUAGAAAAACCAGAUUCGAGUUUAAGGGUUGACGAGGUAGUCUAUUUAUAUCGAUUCGAGAAUUGUCAAAUAUCAAGAUUGCCCUUUGCUCUAUGGUGUUAGUCGGUUUGGGCCUUGAAAGCGGUUUUUUAAAUAAUGGGCCUUGGCCCAUUUAUGGCAUUGAGCUGGUUUUUUGAUCAGUCUAAAACCCAAAUAGGAUCCAUUUCACCAUCUCCGCUGGCCUCGCCGCCAGCCACCACCUGGAAACACCGCCUUACAUCACCGACUUCGGUUAUUCAAAGCUCCGGAGAGAAGAAACCCGACUUUCUUAUCGCUUGAAGAACAAAUGGGUAACCCAUUUUUGAAACGGUUCUUCCAUAAUCUCUAUUGUAUUGAUAAUUUUGUGAAGAAACAAGAAUCUGAAAGGUUUGUACAUGGGAUUCUUUUCCGUUGUUACUCACAACAGAAGCAAGGACAUAAGGUUGAAGAGGAUACAGUGAAGCAAAAAACUAGUGCUCCUCAAGUUUCAUUGAGGUCUAAGGUUGAGAAAGAUUCUAGACUUGGUACAUACGCUUCUGAUGAUGAAGACUUACUUGGUGAUAAUAAGUGGAAGUUAGAGCUUGCUUGGCUCACCAAAGCUCUUGAACCAGCUCUACAAUUGUGUAGGUGGGCUCUCCCAACAGUUGCAGGAAAUGAUGUUGGAAAUCGAUCCCCACCUAGUGCUCGAUCGGUUUCAGAGAUCAUUUCAAGCAUUCAACGGAGUAAGAUUGGUAUUCAGGAUUGGACUUUGAGCGAUCUUACAGUUGGCCUGUAUCUUUUAUAUCUUCGUCAAGCAUCCAUAAAUCCCAUUAAAGAUGUUAAAGGCAUUCAGAUAUCUUCAGAUUCCAUUGUCCAUGACCUUAUUUACCACACUGAAUUAGCAAAAGGUGCUUAUAAGGAUAAUGCUACCAGUCUUGCAAGGCAUAGCAUGCUUCGAGAAAGCAAUGUGUUGAAAUUUGUUAAGAAUUCUAGUGUCAUGAGGCCUGGAUAUUAUAUAGGGGUUGACACUCGUAAGAAACUUGUGAUUCUUGGAAUUCGCGGAACUCAUACAGUCUAUGACCUUAUCACUGAUAUUGUCUCUUCGAGUGAUAAGGAAGUCACAUUUGAGGGUUUUUCAACUCACUUUGGCACAGCUGAAGCUGCUCGUUGGUUUCUCAAUCAUGAGAUGGAAACCAUAAGAAAGUGCUUGGUGAAAUAUGAGGGAUUCAGGUUAAGGCUAGUGGGGCAUUCACUUGGUGGUGCUAUAGCUUCUUUACUAGCAAUAAUGAUUCGAAAAAAGUCACUUAAGGAGCUGGGUUUUAGCCCUGACAAUGUUACUGCUAUUGGUUAUGCAACACCACCAUGUGUCUCCAAAGAACUUGCUGAAAACUGCUCUGAUUUUGUUUCUACUGUCGUGAUGCAGGAUGAUAUAAUCCCUAGGUUAAGCAUAGCUUCUCUUACCAGGUUGAGGAACGAGAUUCUUGAUACUGAUUGGACGAGUGUAGUUGAGAAGGAAGAUUGGAGAAGCGUCAUAGAUUUGGUUGCAAAUGCAAAGCAGGUGGUGUCUUCAGUGCAAGAUGUAGCUCGAAAACUUGCCGACUAUGCGAAGUUUAGGAGGAAUGAAAAUUCAUCUGAUGAUGUUGUCGUCAGGAAAGAAUCACUUAAUUCUCCAAGAGCCACUUUAACCUCCGAAACAGAAUAUGAAAGCUCUGUUGCUGUUAAAAAUGGACGCUCUGCCUGUACAGCUCCGGAGGAAUUGUUUGUACCGGGUUCUGUUUACUACCUAAAGAGGAACUUGGACACUCAAUCCGGAAGCAGUGGAGAGUUUUUCACAUUGUGGAAGAGGCAUCCGGGAGAACAUUUUCAGAGAAUUGUGCUCUCCGGCAACUUAAUAUCAGACCACAAAUGUGAUAGCCAUUACUAUGCAUUAAGAGAUGUGCUCAAAGGUUUACCUGGGCCUAAUGAUAAAGGUAUUUUCAGAUGAAUAAAGGCUGUAUAAGCAUUGAUUUCUUCUUGUUUGUUUGUUUGUAAUUGAAUAUUUGUAACCAAAUAGAAAAAAAUUAUAUUAGAGAAUAUGUACAAAUCGGCUGUUGCUAUGUUACAUUCAAAAGUGUGUUCUGCCAUUGUACCAUAAAUAUUUUUAGUCAUUAGUUCAUGAUUGGUGAUGUGUUUA
This is a messenger RNA of Humulus lupulus (European hop), 2230 nucleotides long. RefSeq lists its product as uncharacterized. The record is from RefSeq and is a predicted model, not a curated record. The transcript is spliced from 8 exons. NCBI's taxonomy places the organism in Eukaryota, Viridiplantae, Streptophyta, Magnoliopsida, Rosales, Cannabaceae. Gene Ontology annotation, biological process: lipid metabolic process. The coding region runs from base 386 to 2041 and encodes 551 amino acids.